Molecule: messenger RNA, 1347 nt
Organism: Toxotes jaculatrix (banded archerfish)
Lineage: Eukaryota; Metazoa; Chordata; Actinopteri; Toxotidae
Gene: ankrd29
Product: ankyrin repeat domain 29
Exons: 9
Coding region: 231-1064 (277 amino acids)
Biological process (GO): neuronal action potential; negative regulation of delayed rectifier potassium channel activity
Cellular component (GO): axon initial segment; synapse; membrane
Molecular function (GO): transmembrane transporter binding
Source: RefSeq, a predicted model, not a curated record
CCUCUUGCUCUCUACUGUGCUCUCUACUGUUUUUACUGUAUGUGGUUUACUGUCAGUGUGUGUAAUGCCAUAAUGGUGGUUUAAGGUCAGUGUUUGUUGUGUGUAUUUACUCUCCAGAAGGAAACACCCCUGGCUAAUGCCGUGUUUUGGGCAGCGAGGAAGGGGAACCUGGCUCUACUUCAGCUGCUGCUCAACAGCGGCCGCGUGGACGCAGACUGCAGAGACAGUGUAUGAACGCUGCAUGUCCUGGCUGCUCAGCUGCUCGCUUUAACCAUAACCCACCUGUGUAUGGAACGACAGCGCUGAUGGUGGCGUCGUACAGCGGCCAUUAUGAGUGUGUCAAAGAACUCAUCAUGCAAGGAGCCGACAUCAACUACCAGAGAGAGACAGGUUCUACUGCCCUGUUCUUCGCCUCCCAGCAGGGACACCAUGACGUCGUGAAGCUCCUCUUUGAAUUCGGUGCCUCCACUGAAUUCCAGACGAAGGACGGUGGCACGGCUCUCACCGUCGCCUCUCAGUAUGGACACUCCAAGGUGGUGGACACCCUGCUGAAGAAUGGAGCCAAUGUUCAUGAUCAGCUGAAAGAUGGAGCCACCCCUCUUUUCCUCGCUGCCCAGGGGGGUCAUGUGACCGUGAUUCGUCAGCUGCUUGCCUCUGGUGCCAAGGUUAACCAAGCGAGGGAGGAUGGCACUGCCCCCCUGUGGAUGGCAGCACAGAUGGGUCACAGUGACGUGGUGAAGGUGCUACUCCUACGUGGUGCAGAUCGGGAUGCUGACAGACAAGAUGGAUCAACAGCGUUAUUCAAAGCUGCAUUAAAGGGACACAGCAGCGUCAUCGAGGAGCUCCUUAAGUUUUCUCCUUCGCUCGGCCUUCUCAAGAAUGGCUCCACUGCCCUUCAUGCUGCUGUUAUGGGUGGAAAUCUGCGAACUGUUCUGCUGCUGCUCGGGGCCAACGCAGACCCCACACUACCCAACCAGAAUAAUGAACUCCCUGCAGAUCUUACAAAGAGUGAUCGCAUCCUCAAAGUUUUACAUCCAAAAAACUUAAUUGCAAGAGACAGCUGAUAACAACCCAGACCCCUGCUGUCAUGCCUGCCUGUACCGCACUGAUGUGAGAGGAAAAUAAAGCUACAACACAGUGACAAAUCUAUACAAACACAACAUGUGCUAAACAUUGCUUCUCACUGCUAUCAUAUGUUGAAUAAACCUGGACUAAAUACUUAGAAACACAAUGUGCAACCAAAAUGCCACAUGCAUCAUCUCCUUUACACUGGUGUUAUACAUUAUAUUCAUUUAUUUUUGUUUAUCCCCAGGUGGUAAGAUUUCUAGAUAUUUUGCACACUAUUUA